AGAAAGCCAAAUCCGCCGCUUGGGGGUGCCACAGCCACCGCGUUACCGCAGCCAUGCGUCGUCUCAGCCACUUUCUCCUCCUCACCGUAGUCCUCGCCGCCGUCCCGCGCCCAGCUCACCCGCUCACCGAGCUCGAGUCCUCCCAAAUCCGCCGCUUCCAGGACUACCUCCGCAUCUGCACCGCACACCCUUCCCCGGACUACGCCGGUGCGUCCGCUUUCUUCCUCCCCUACGCCGCGUCCCUCGGCCUCGGCGCCACCACGCUCCACUUCACCCCUUGCAAGUCAAAGCCCCUCCUCCUCCUCACCUGGCCGGGCACCGACCCCUCCCUCCCUUCCAUCCUCCUCAACUCCCACAUCGACUCCGUCCCAGCGGAACCCGAGCACUGGAUCCACCCGCCCUUCGCCGCGCACCAUGACCCCGCCAACGGCCGUGUCUACGCCCGCGGCGCGCAGGACGACAAGUGCCUCCCCAUCCAGUACCUCGAGGCCAUCCGCGGCCUCCAGGCCGCCGGCUUCGCUCCCCCCCGCACCGUCCACAUCUCGCUUGUCCCCGACGAGGAGAUCGGUGGCGAAGACGGCCAUGAGAAGUUCGUCCAGUCGGAGGAGUUCCGGGCCCUCAAUGUAGGGUUCAUGCUGGACGAGGGGCAGGCGUCGCUGACGGACGAGUACAGGGUUUUCUAUGGGGAUAGGCUGGUGUGGAAGCUAAUCGUGAAGGCUACAGGGGCUCCCGGACAUGGGUCGAGGAUGUUCGACGGCGCCGCCGUGGAGAAUUUGAUGGAUAUCAUUGAGACUGUGGCUGAGUUCAGGGAGGCGCAGUUCAGUAAGGUGAAGGCUGGGAAGAAGGGUCCCGGGGAGGUGGUGUCAGUGAACCCCGUGUACAUGAAUGCCGGCACGCCGAGUCCCACGGGCUUUGUGAUGAACAUGCAACCUUCAGAAGCAGAGGUGGGUUUUGAUAUCCGCAUUCCUCCAACCGAAGAUAUUGAACAAAUCAUAAGAAGAAUCGAAGAAGAAUGGGCACCAGCUCAUAAAAACUUGACUUACCAGCUGAUGAAGAAAGGACCAGUGAGGGAUGUGGCAGGACGUCCCUUAGUUACCCAAACCAAUGAGUCAAACCCAUGGUGGUCUGUGUUUGAACAUGCUAUUAUCUCUUCAGGUGGAAAACUAGCUAAGCCUGAGAUUUUAUCUUCUACCACGGACGCCCGCUUCGUGAGGCAGAUGGGUGUUCCAGCCCUUGGAUUUUCUCCAAUGAUAAAUACUCCAAUAUUACUUCACGACCAUAACGAGUUUCUGGAAGAUAAAGUAUUCUUGAGGGGCAUUGAAAUAUAUCAACAUCUUAUUAGAGCGCUAAGCUCCUUCAAAGGCUGAUUCAAUAUAGGUGUACAGUGUACUACCAUUGUUGUAUUGUCAUCCCACGUCAAUUCUAUGUUGCCAAUGGAAGCCAUAUGGCCACAACUAUGAUGCGCCAGUCUACAACGGAAUUGGUUCAGGCUCAAGCACAUCAGAAUAAACAUGUUUGAAAUAAUAGAAAUCUGCUAAGAUUAACAAAUACAUUUUUAUGUACUAUGUAAAUUAUACUUUACUACUACCUCCGUCCAACAAUAGGGAACAUAUUAACUUUCCUUUGACCAAUGCUUUGACCACAAAUUACUCUAUUAAUAUAUAAUUAUAUGACAUAGUUUUAUAUCCA
Brachypodium distachyon (stiff brome) is the source of this 1689-nucleotide messenger RNA. RefSeq names its product aminoacylase-1. The coding region runs from base 54 to 1367 and encodes 437 amino acids. Gene Ontology annotation, molecular function: aminoacylase activity. Gene Ontology annotation, cellular component: cytoplasm. The transcript is spliced from 4 exons. Gene Ontology annotation, biological process: amino acid metabolic process. NCBI's taxonomy places the organism in Eukaryota, Viridiplantae, Streptophyta, Magnoliopsida, Poales, Poaceae. The record is from RefSeq and is a predicted model, not a curated record.